AUGGAGCCCAACGCCCUUGAUCAGCUCCGGAGGCACCGCCGCUUCGCUAUCCCCCUGCAUCUGGAUGUAGUCGCGGAUGGACUGGCGAAGCGUCUUACGCCGGAUCAGCUUGCAAGUAUCCAAAGCGAGAUGAGUGCUAGUGCGGCUCGCGCAACCUCAGCGGCAGCGGCGGCUCUACGUCCCGCCCAGAGUACCGCCCGCGCAGGUGCCAACGCCGCCACCAUCAGCACUACGGUCCGAAGCGUCGUUUCAACCUUCUCCGCGGUGCCAAACUUCACCGUCGGCCAACCCCUCGCAAACACACCCAGUACGACGCCGGUCCCAGUGCCCAGCUCGUCCUCGGUCGUACCCUCAUCAUCCAGCACAAUUCCUAGCUCUUCCGCCCGAGCUAUCCCCUCAUCAUCAUCAACUACCCCCAUCCCAUCCUCAUCCGCCACUCCCACGAGCACCCUCCCCCAGGUCAUCACCCGCACCACCCCCAUCACCUCCGUCUUGGACGCCCUCCCCUCUGCCAGCGCCGAAGCUGCCAACUCAUCCUCGUCAUCAAGCUCAAUGUCCACCGGUACUGUCGUCGGCGUCGUUCUCGCCGUACUCGUUGGUGUGGUCAUCCUCGGCUCCUUCGCCGGAUGGCUGUACCGCAAGUUUGCUCAGCGGGGCUAUCAGACCGACUCGCACUGGCGCAAGCUGGACGAGGACGUCACGCCGUUCCCGCAGGAGAAGGACGAGUACAAUGAUGACAUCUACGGAGGGGCAGCCGCGCCAGUCAUUGGGUCCCGGCGGGCAUUGGCGGAUCACGCCGGUCGGGACGCGUCGUACCCCUCAUCUAGGCCGAUGACCGAGUACGGGUCGAACCGGGCAGGUCUCGGGUCGGGACCGGACAUGUACGGUGCGCAUGCCGCGGGCUACCCCGCGCCGGCGGCUACAUGGGGCGUCGACGCGCAGGGCAGGCCGUAUAAUGGUCAAGCCGGUCGCGUUCCUACCCACCCGUACCAAGACGAGUACGAGUACGGGAGCGACCGCCACUCCCCUCCUCCUCCCCCGUCUACACGUCAACUCGUCGGUCCCGGUCAACUUCCCCAGCCCGAGCUCAUGCCUGUUGCUCUCGGCCGCCCUGCCCCUCCUCGGAGCUACAGCGACAUUGCCUUCCGCGAAGACUUUGCCGACGAGCCCAUGACCGCUGGGAUGCCGUACGAACCCAUGACGGCGCGGACGAACGAGUGGGCGGGAUCCGCCCAGCACCAACCGAUGGCAGCACAGCAGUCUCGUCGGAUCUCGGGCACCACCCACGCGUCUAAAUCACCCUCUCCUCCUCAGCCGGCUUCCCUCCCCCUCCCCACCUUCGCACCCCUCUCGCCCAUGGACUCGUCGUUUGCCUUCCAGCGCCAGUCGCAGCAGCCGAUGGCAAUGUACGAGAAUGAGCCUGCAAGGCAGAAGCAGCUGUACGGGGAAGUGGCGGCGUUUGCGGGGUUCGCGGAGCCCAAAACACCCCACUCGGCCGGGCUGGACCACAGCGUCUCGUCUAACGGGACUUUCAAUACCGGGACCACCCACUCCUCCUUCUCCGCCACGGAGCACGGGGUCCGGCUUCCCGCUCAACCACCCGUCCCCGCUAUCCCGUCCUACCUCUCCAUGCCUGCCCCGCCAUAUGAGCACGGUCGGCCCUUAUCGGCCGUCGAGGAAGUCGCCACUCCCUCCACCUUCCGCUCGACCGCGCAGCCCCUCCCGUCCUCGUCUAUCGGUCUCGGCGGCCACGCGCGCGAAGUCAAUCCCUUUGAUAAUCUUCCGGUACCUCGGACGCUCGUGGCGCCGCACUCGGCCGCGUCUGGCUCAAGCUUCCCAUCGCCCCGAUUCCCCCCGCCCAGCCCGGGCGGGAUGAGCCUGCCCGGAAGCGUCUCGGAGAGCCCGAAGCGGUGGUCUGGCCAGGGCACAGGGAAUGUGGGGAUGGCGAGGAGGAGUCGAGGGGAGAGUAUGUUUGAUGGUGAUGAUGCGUAUGGUGGGAUCUAG
Messenger RNA from Dioszegia hungarica, 2004 nucleotides. RefSeq lists its product as uncharacterized. The record is from RefSeq and is a predicted model, not a curated record. The transcript is spliced from 3 exons. Lineage: Eukaryota; Fungi; Basidiomycota; Tremellomycetes; Tremellales; Bulleribasidiaceae. Bases 1 to 2004 code for a protein of 667 amino acids.